UCUCGGCGUUCGGUGCAGGCACGCUGUCCAGCGCUCCCGCAAGUGAUCGGCUCCGACGACAGUCGAAAAGAUCGUGAUGCCAAAACAAGAGAGCGCGAGGAAGAGAUAGAAAGAAAGAAAGAGAGAGAGAGAGAGCGAGAGAGAGAGUGAGAGAGAGAGAGAAAGCAAGGAAGGAGUCGCAGCGAGAUAGCGAGAGCCAAGUACAGAGAAUCGACAAGGCAGGCGCGUGUCGCCGGGGGCGGGCGAUGACGAGCCUCAGUUGGCGCUUGGGCCUAGCUACAAUCGGCGCCCUUCUGCUUUGCAGUGCGAGUCCGGCCGCAGGUGGCGUGUGCUGGUCGAGCGUGAACAGUCUGGGCCGCUGCAAGGAGAUCCUAUCGCAGGGCGUGAGCCGCGAGCAGUGCUGCAGCGGCGCGAACGCGCCGCUCGCCAGCACCGCCUACAGCGACGAGGACUACGACAACGGGGCACUGUUCUUCUGGCAGGUGCUGGGCGGCGGCGUGGCCUGCGACUCGUGCCGCGUGUCCUGCGCGGGCGUCAGCUGCAGCCCCGGUAAGCAGUGUGUUCUUAGACGAGGUAUGCCCAAGUGCGUGUGUAGACCAUCGCCUCAAUGUCUCAAGCAGAGGCAGGAAUACGACGGCCCGGUCUGCGGCACCGACGCCAGGACCUACAGCGACGCGUGCAAACUGCACCGCCGCUCCUGCCGCAGCGGACAGCAGCGCGAGCUCGCUGUCGCCUACGGCGGACAGUGUCGCAGUUCGUGCCUGGGAGUGAGGUGCCGGCACGGGCGUAGCUGCCUGCUGGACCAGAACCUGUCGGCCCACUGCGUCAAGUGCUCGCGCAGGUGCGCGCUAAGCGCUAAGCAAGCGGCCCAGCUGAAGCCCGUCUGUGGCGUCGACGGCCAAACCUACAAGAGCGCCUGCCACCUGCGAGCGGCCGCCUGCCGGGCCGGCCGCGCCAUCGCCAUCGCCUACAGGGGCCCCUGCCGCGAGCAAGCCGACUGCCGGAGCAUCGAGUGCCGGGCGGGCCAGCUAUGCCUGACCGAGCCACGCACGGCCAGGCCCAGAUGCGUGAGCUGCCUGUACCGCUGCCCGCGCAACAGGGAGCUCGUGCAGCAGCGUAACCGGCACAAAAACCGCGACCACCAGGACUCCAGGCCGCCGGCGCUCUGCGCCAGCAACAACGUCACCUACCCGAGCUGGUGCCACAUCAUGAAGGACUCGUGCCUCACCGGCAUGGUCAUCGAGACCCGGCACGCCGGCCCCUGCCACGCCGACGACCCGCCGCCGAGUGCCGAGUGGAAGCCGAGUGGCAACGUCAGCCUAACGAUCAUCGACACCAAGGAGAGCGGCAGUACCAGCAAGCUCAAGUUAAAGAAGGACUUGAGAGCGAUCGUCGAGAAGAGUCAGCAGCAGCAGCAGCAGCAGCAGCAACAGCAACAACGCAAGCCAGCAUCUCUGGCCAAAAAGACGAAGAAGAAGCAGUAGUCUCCAUCGGUGUUGUAAUCGCGAUCGAUUCGCGACAUCCGAUCGCCGCGAUUUCUGCCACUCGCGCGACGACGCACUAUUUAUUCGAACCCCUCCCUACCCUCGCGUCACAGCUCGGCCGCGAGUCGGAAAUCGCAUUUUUCCCGCUUGUCGUUCCCGACGACCUUUCCAAGUUCGAGAGAUUCGGAGCACGGCUGAGGUGUGACGCGACGAGCACGCCGCGGGCUUAAAAAAAAACAAGAAAAAACAACAAAAAAAAAACAAAAAAACAACGUAUAUGUGUAGAAAAACGUAGACGUCUCAAGAAGAAAACAAUCGUAAUGUAGUAUAAUCUCUGUACUUAAUUUAUUUUAGUGUAUCAUGCUAAACGUACACCACCGGUGCUCGCAUUCACUCGUAUUCGAAAAUCCGCGCGCGACGAUUUCUUCGUUCUAGCGUUUAAGACAGAGACUGUAAAUGAAUCCGAUAAAUAAUUUGGUCGAGAAAGAAAGAGAGCGAGAGCGAGAGCAAGAGAGAGAGAGAGAGAGAGAGAGAAUGUGUGAUGGAUGCUGGAAAACAUAGACUGAGCUGAGGCGGAGAGCCAUGUACACGCACGUAUAUCUGCUGAGACGAUUUAUUAACGUUCCUAAGACAACCGUAAGUUCUUCUGUUUUUGACAACUAGCAAGCGAGCAAUUAUACAUAUACCCACAAGCGCACGCCACGAUAAGACGAGUAGUCAGUCUGCUAUUAAAUGGAUUAUUAACGAUAACAAAGUAAAACAAACGACACCUCCGUUUACCUGAAUCCUCGAUGACGAGUCGAGUAUAGUUAUUUAUUGAUAAGGCAGUCUGUAAUUGUUAUGAUACGACUAUUAUUAUGAUUACACUGACGAUUAUUAGAAUUAAAAUUUACCAAACGUUCAUGUGCAAUAUUUGAAGAGGAAAAAAAACUGCUUUUUUUAGACGUUUCACUGAAAAACUGAAAAAUCUGUUGAAUUUGGCAUGGAGUUUUUGAUUCUUUGUUUUUUUUCCACUUGCAGAAGUAAUGCGAACGACAAGACAAUCGAUCUUUUUAAAUAAAAAAAGAAGUGUGUAAUAUAUAAUCUAUUUUUUUAUUUGACUAUGUACGAAUGAUUUGAUCGUUUUUGCAUUAUUAAUCCGUAAAAAGAAAAUUAAAUGAGAAUCAUUGUUUUAAAAACGAUUGUAUAGAUAAAGAAGAAAAACUUAGUCUAUGUUUGAUUUUUCAAAUGGAAGAACAAACGUGUCAAUUAUAAUGGAAAAACAAGUGCUGACCUAACAGUAUUAUUAAUAUUUUUAUUAUUACAACUAUGACGAUUUAUUACUAUCGCUAUUACAAUUAUAUUUAUAUUACUACUAA
Molecule: messenger RNA, 2842 nt
Organism: Phymastichus coffea
Lineage: Eukaryota; Metazoa; Arthropoda; Insecta; Hymenoptera; Eulophidae
Product: follistatin-A-like
Exons: 5
Coding region: 246-1484 (412 amino acids)
Biological process (GO): anatomical structure development
Molecular function (GO): collagen binding; protein binding; calcium ion binding
Source: RefSeq, a predicted model, not a curated record